Messenger RNA from Paramormyrops kingsleyae, 4253 nucleotides. Its product is annotated as brain-enriched guanylate kinase-associated protein-like. Lineage: Eukaryota; Metazoa; Chordata; Actinopteri; Osteoglossiformes; Mormyridae. Gene Ontology annotation, cellular component: synapse. The record is from RefSeq and is a predicted model, not a curated record.
CCUGUGCCUUCGGCACUGCUGGGUGCUCCAUGCUUUUCCAAGCUGUUUAAGGCAGCCAGGAUCGAGGAAAUCCUCUUCGCAAUGUGCCGAGAGGCUGUGGAAACAGGGAAUCACGCAGGAAUUCUGUAAUCCCAUCUACUGCGAAUGAGAUUUUGGCUUAAUAAAUGGAUCACCACAGGUAGACGACUCUCAGAAUCCACGGAGAAAGCAAAAAACUGUGGGAAAGUGUGAGCUGGCCUCAGGGAAUAGAUUCUAGGUCUGACUUCAGCUUUCUGUAAAGAAAAUGGUGACACAUGAACUUAAGCGAUAAAGGAAAACAUGAAAAAGAUAUAUAUUGGGAAAACAGCAUUAAAAAACGCCAGAAACAGUGGUAAACAUCAGAAAAAGAGCUUCUUGCAGGAGCAGAAAGAGGAUUUGCGCAAGCGCCUGUCCUACACCAGCCACAAGCUGGAUCGGCUAGAGACCGAGUUUGACUCCACACGCCAGUACCUGGAGACGGAGCUGCGGCGGGCUCAGGAGGAGCUUGAGAAGUUUAUUGACAAACUGCGCCGCAUACAGAGCAGCUAUGCAGCACUGCAGAGGAUUAACCAGGAUCUGGAGGAUAAAAUACAGAGAACGUCUCAGCACCAUGAUGACGAGAAAAGAGCCCUCAGUCGCGAGAUCGUCAUCCUCAACAACCAUCUCAUGGAGGCUAAGAUGACCAUCCAAAAGCUCCGUGAGGACAAUGACCUGUACAGGAAGGACUGUAACCUGGCUGCACAGCUGCUGCAAUGCAACAAGUCUCACUACCGAGCCCACGAGCUUUCGGAGCUCCCUGCAGAGUUCCAAGAGCGUGUCAACUUGCAGAUGGAGGCGUCCCCCCUCCGCCACUCACCCUACUCCGACUCGGUGCCCACCUCCGUCAUCGCUAAAGUGCUGGAGAAGCCAGAACCCGGCGUGGCCUCCAGGGCUGCCAGCCCCAUGCCCCCCAUGCCCCCCGAGCUGCCCCGCCUGCCCGGCAGCCCGGUGAGCAGUGAGCGCCUCACCCUGCGCAUGGUCUACAGGUCGGACGUGUAUAGCAGCGACACAGCGCUCUACUGCUCCGAUGAGCAUGAGCACCAGGAGCUCUGCCAGAGCAUGGAGCUGCACGAGCACCAGGAGCUCUGCCAGAGCAUGGAGCUGCACGAGCGGGAGUCCAGCCCCUUCCAGGCCCACAACUCCACCGACAGCAACCCUGAGGAGGAGGCUCUCCUCCACUCCAGCUUUUCCCAGGAGCCAUUUCUGGAGUUUGCCGGCUCGCUGCCGCCGUCCAGCUCCUACUCCAGUUUCAGUGGUGCUUCGGACGAGAAGCCCCGCCCCCCCAGCAGCAACCUGUCCUCCCCCCAGCAGGCCGCAUACAUGGAAUGGCGGGAUGGCGACUAUGAGCACAAGAGCAACUCGUCCUACGAGAAGGACAGCCCCGGCUUUACUGAGUCGCACAGUUUCCAGCAGGUGGCUCACGCUUACCAGAACAGCAGCUCACCGGCGACGGUGCCGGACUCCCCGCUGCACAUGCGUGCUGCCUCUGCCUGCUUCGGCGAGCCCUUUCCCGCUCGCCGCAUCCCAUCCUCCUACAGCGUGGGCUCUUACAGGCGGUAUCGGGAUCCCCGUGGCACUACUCAUGACCCCAGUGAUGAGCUGGGUGUCCGCUGGAGGCAGCUGAGUGUGGAGGACCUGAACGCCUACUCCUAUGCCAGCACCGGGCGCGUUUCGCCUUACAGUUUCUCAGAACAGCACUACGUGGUGCGACCCGGGAAGGUGAAGCUGGGCCCCCUCUACAGCAGUCUGCAAGAGAGCGGCAACGUCUACAGCAACGUGCCAGAACCCGAGCCGGCUGCCUCCAGCCCGAGUCCGGAGCACGACCCCACCCUGUCUGAGCAGGAGCACCUGUACCUCGUCAAGGAAGAUGACCUUUUCGACUCAGGAAGCCCCAAGGACGAGGAGAACAUGGCAGGCAGCAUGAAGGAGUAUGUACACAUCAGUCCCAACAGCUCCAACGAGUCCCUAAACCCGAGGGCGCUGGAGGUUCGCGAGCUGCAGCCCUACCCGGUGGAGAGGCAGAGCCCGGCCCUGCUCAGCCAGUCUCUGCCACAGUAUCAGCAGUUCGGAAGCCUGGGACUCUCCAGGAAAGACAGCCUGACCAAGGCCCAGCUGUAUGGGACACUGAUGAACUGAAAGCCUGCUUCCCUGGGCUCUGCUGUCAUGCGUCUCUUCUGCUCUGAACUUUGGGUCCAGUAGUAGGUGAGCUGACUGAGCAUCCCAGCUGAUUACUGCAGGGAUUCUGUAAGUGACAGGAAAUGUUUUAGUUUAAAUGCCAUUAAAAGUUAUAGAACAAUAUUUAUCAAUACAGAGAAGAACUAUACCUUUUUAAACAUUUUACUGAAUUGCAGAAAUGCAACUUUAUAGAGAGCUCAGUGAGGCACUAUCAGUAUUGGAAUUAGUUUUCUAGAUUUCACUCAUUCAUUCUUCUAAUUUAAAUUAUGUUAUAUUGACCCAGGUCAUUUCAAUAUAUUAGUUAUGGUAAAUCUAUACUUACCUAUUCAUUUCAAAAGCAAUAUACAUCGGUGCACCUCUAUAACUAUGGUAAUGGUAAAUGAGCUACAAUACACUACAUCUACACUACACUACAAUACAUCUGGCAUGACUUUACAAAUCAUUCAAAUUCUUCAGCUUGGUUUUUACUAUCGUACAUUUUUUGAUGUACUUAAUUUGAAGCAGAUUGUUAGAAAGUUAAAUAUUAUUUUCCAUGUUCAGUUAUUGUUAUUCUUUUUCAUUUUUACAUAUGACCUAAAGAUGGAUUUAUUUGAUGUUAAAAUGCACAUCAGUGGCCUUGGAUCUAUGUAAGACCUGAAGGGACCAGUUUUGCCAAAAUGGCAAAGGACCCUCUAAGGGGAUAUUUGCAGCUUGGUUUGUCUGGGAUGACAGAACAUUCAGACUGUUCCUGGUUCUUCUCUUUAGAAUGAUCUUAUAUGGGCUACUCUAAUCUCAAAUUAUUGAAAAUAGAGAAUCCCCCUAUUCAUUUUCUAACAAUAAAUUACCACCUUGAGAGAUUUGUUUUUUAAUGGCUUUGAGAGAUCUAUUUGUUAGCCAACUAAUAAAUAGUGACAUUUCUGAGUGCUUUUUUUCUCACGGUGCGUUUAGCCAGGCAGUCAGGGGCAGUUACAGCCCGCAUUGGGUGGCCUGAGAGCAGAGAAGCAUAUUCUGUUGUUGUAUAAUGAAAUAACAGUUCUGGUUUUGUACACUAGCACAGUGUGUGUGCGGCUGUUUUGAUGCUCUUUGGUCUGACCCGAGCCCCCCUCCCCAUCACCCCACUCUGCCUCAGGUUUCACCCCGUAUCCCUUUGGAACAUCCAGCACUGUUUACGUUGACUUUUCUCAGCAUGUUUAUACAUUUUUACAGUGUUUCUUUGCUAAUAAAGAGUGAUGGCAGACCGUACAUUUACAGACCCUCUGAAAUUACUAAUGCGUUUGCUAAACAUCAUUUGGAAAGAAUACUUGAACAUGCUUCAUUUUGGAAAACAGGAUCACUCGAUGUGCACUUGAUCAAAGAUGCUUUUUGAGGGAUACAGUCAGACCUGAAGAAUCAACAUGAAGCAUGUGUGUCACCUUCCUGCAGUCCUUCAGACAUACAUAAACUUCCAUUGGAUUUCGUAUUAUGACCAGGAUGAAUGCAAAAAGUGACCUUGACAUUGAACAUAGUGUAAUUGUAAAUAAUCAAAGUGCACUGAAAUGCCACUAGAUUAAAAAAGUUCAUGUUGUGUCUAAUGAAUUUUAUGGUAACACUUUACUUGACGGGGCACAAAUGAUGUAGUAUUAUACUUUUACUUACAUAUUAAUUAACCACAAACUAAGUAUUAGUUACAUACUAAUCUCAUGUUAAUUCAUCAUUAAUUGUGACGCAUAUUUUCUCAGUUUCUAUAUUUGUAAGUAUAUCUGUUAAUUAUGCAAACCAUUGUGAACUACUGAAGGAAGUACUGAAGGAACAAGUCAUGAAUAAAACAAAUGAAAUACUGAUCUCAUGUUUGUUCAUCAUUAAUGAAUGGUGAUGCUUCUUUUAUCUCAAGUAGCAAGUAUAUUAAUACUUCAGUAAUAAUUUGUACUUCAGUAGUAACUGAGUUAUUACUAAGUAUCUAUACCCUGUCAAGUAUAGUGUCACCAAUUUUAUUAUUCUGCUGGUAUUGGUUUUGUAAAGUCACGGGGAAAAAAUGUGUAAAUAAAGACUGACCUGCAACCUGA